CAACUUCAAGGCUACCAGCGACUUCCACUGCAACCUUUAGCUCACUUUCAUUGUUUUCUCAUCAACAUUAACUCGCCUUCCGCCUUCCGCCAUCACCCACGCCCGGCCAUCUCCGACCGCGCUCAUACGAAAAUAGUAUACAAACUUUGCGAUAGUGGACUAUUUCUCGAUUCGAGCCGGGAUCGGAUCGGAAAGACAACACCGCAGCGACGACGACGAUGCCGCCGAAGCGAAAGGCGGCGCCGGGGCAGGGAAAUGCGUCCAAGGCGGGACGAGCAUCUGCUAUGUCGACCCCGGGGCCAGCCACCCCGCGUAGUCUCGACAGCUCGAUAAUGUCCGAUGGCGAUGAGGACUUCGACGAGGAUGUGACCGAAGCCCAGAAGGAGCGCGAAGCGUUGCUGUCCAGGGAGGCCGACGAUUUCGUCAACAAGUUUACCUUUGGGGGCAAGCGCCUCCAAGGCCAAAACGACGAACUCGGCGGAGGGGGUAGGCGAUAUGAUGCGGCGACGGCCUUCUUUAGGAAACGGGACUUUUCCCACCUGCCACUGAAGCCCGACCACCAGAACCGCCCGCUGUGGAUCGACCCAGACAGUUGCACCGUCGUCCUCGAACGUUUCAACCCGCUGGCCGAGCAGGCGACCGACUUCCUCAUCACAAUCGCCGAGCCAAAGUCGCGGCCUACAUUCCUGCACGAGUAUGCCCUGACACCACACAGCCUGUACGCCGCCGUGUCGGUGGGCCUGCGGCCACGAGACAUCAUCAACACCCUUGAGCGUUUCUUGAAGACCUCGUUGCCCGAUGUCGUCCGCAUGAAGAUUGAAGACCACACCAAGAGUUUCGGCAAGGUGAAGUUAGUCCUCAAGCACAACAAAUACUUCGUAGAAAGCGUGGACGCCGAGGUGCUGCAGACCCUUCUCAAGGACAAAGUGAUUGGGUCGCUCCGCGUCCACGGGUCCGGCGAUAUCACGACCAGCUAUGCACCCACCAUGGGUGGUCUUGUCAUCCCGGGGACGCAGAAUGCGGCCGGCGUCCACCAGGCCAAUCUGAGGCAGGCUGAAAAGAAGCCCGGCGAGGGAGGGGACGCCUCCAACGAGGCCGACCUCUUCACCGCCCUGAAUGAAGAAGAUGACGACGACGAUAAAGAAGCCGUCCAUGCAUUUGAGAUUUCGGAUGCCAACGUCGAGACGGUCCAGAAGCGCUGUCUCGACAUAGGGUUCCCUAUCCUGGAAGAAUAUGACUUCAGAAAUGACGACGUAAACCCGAACCUCGAGAUUGACCUCCGCCCCAACACCCAAAUCCGCCCUUACCAAGAGAAGAGCUUGAGUAAGAUGUUCGGCAACGGCCGCGCAAAAAGCGGUAUCAUCGUUUUGCCGUGCGGUGCAGGCAAGACCUUGGUUGGCAUCACGGCCGCUUGCACCAUCAAGAAGGGCGUUAUCGUCCUAUGUACGAGUUCCAUGUCUGUUGUGCAGUGGCGCCAGGAGUUCCUCAAGUGGUCCAAUAUCAACCCGGACGAUGUUGCUAUUUUCACAGCCGAGAGCAAACAAAAGUUCUCCGGUAGCACCGGUAUCAUCGUCACCACGUACUCGAUGGUCACCAACAGCCGAGAACGGUCCCACGACUCAAAGAAGAUGAUGGACUUUUUGAGGGGCCGCGAAUGGGGUCUGAUGCUCCUAGACGAGGUCCACGUUGUCCCGGCCGAGAUGUUCAGGCGAGUCAUCUCGUCCAUAAAAUCGCACUCCAAACUAGGGCUCACGGCGACACUGCUCCGAGAAGACGACAAGAUUUCUCACCUUAACUUUCUUAUCGGCCCCAAGCUCUACGAGGCCAACUGGAUGGAGCUGUCGCAGCAAGGCCACAUCGCCAAGGUGCAAUGCGCCGAGGUCUGGUGUCCCAUGCCGACAGAAUUCUACGACGAGUAUCUGCGUGCCAACGCGCGCAUGAAGCGCACCCUUUACGCCAUGAACCCGCGUAAGUUCCAGGCCUGCCAGUACCUCAUCAACUACCACGAGGCCCGCGGCGACAAGAUCAUUGUCUUCUCGGACGAGCUCUACUCGCUCAAGCAGUACGCCCUCAAACUCAAAAAGGUCUUCAUCUACGGCGGCACGUCCCAGGCCGAGCGCAUGCAAGUGCUCGAGAACUUCCAGCACAACCCCGAAGUCAACACGCUCUUCCUCUCCAAAAUCGGCGAUACCUCCCUCGACCUACCGGAGGCGACCUGCCUCAUCCAAAUCUCAUCCCACUUCGGCUCCCGCCGUCAGGAGGCCCAACGCCUGGGACGCAUCCUCCGAGCCAAGCGCCGUAACGACGAAGGCUUCAACGCCUUCUUCUACUCCCUCGUCUCCAAAGACACCCAAGAGAUGUACUACUCCUCCAAGCGCCAGGCCUUCCUCGUCGACCAGGGGUACGCCUUCAAAGUCAUCACGCAGCUCGCCAACAUCGAAAAGACCCCCGACCUCGCCUUCGCCACCCCCCUCGAGAGCCGCGAGCUACUACAACGCACACUGGUCGACAACGAGCGCGGCGCCGAGGACGACGUCGAGACCGACGACCUGUUCGGCAAGCCCGGCGGGCGGGGAUCCGGCGGCGGGCGGGGCGGCAGGCGCGGCGGCAACGGCGUUCGCCGUACUGCUGGCAUGCUGAGCGAGCUGGCUGGUGGCCAGGAUAUGGCCUACAUCGAGCAGAACAAGGCGGCGAAUAAGGCGCUCAAGGGCAAGGGCAAGAAGGGCGCUGGCGGGGACGGGCAGAGCAAGUUCUUUAAGGGUAUUCAGAGGGAGAAGGAUAAGAGCCGCGGGAGGGGGUGAAGGGAUGUGCGUUUUGUGGAUGGGGAUGGGAGACGUACGUAUGUACAUACGAUACGAUACAUAUUGGAUGGCGCUCUACCAGGUGCCGGUUUCCGUUUUUUUCUUUUGGUGUGUUUGUGCUAGAGGACACGAGGUGGUUGGUUGUUUGUAUAACAAACAUGAAACAGGACUGGGUUUGGUUUGGGGGAUUCAACGAAUACUGGCGUUCAUUAGAUUGGGCAGGGGUUACACUAAGUAAUCAUUCACCGUCAGAAAGAGCGGUUGGAGAUUGGGAAGUAUAGCGAUUGAUUAUGAACACUCAAUGAGCGAUCGAACGGCUCAACCAUCUGUCCCCCAAUAAGACGGUGACGGGGGCCUAUUGUAUGUA
Molecule: messenger RNA, 3168 nt
Organism: Chaetomium fimeti
Lineage: Eukaryota; Fungi; Ascomycota; Sordariomycetes; Sordariales; Chaetomiaceae
Product: P-loop containing nucleoside triphosphate hydrolase protein
Exons: 1
Coding region: 219-2801 (860 amino acids)
Biological process (GO): nucleotide-excision repair; transcription initiation at RNA polymerase II promoter
Cellular component (GO): nucleotide-excision repair factor 3 complex; transcription factor TFIIH holo complex; transcription preinitiation complex
Molecular function (GO): ATP binding; DNA binding; 3'-5' DNA helicase activity
Source: RefSeq, a predicted model, not a curated record